This is a messenger RNA of Phytophthora sojae, 549 nucleotides long. RefSeq lists its product as hypothetical. NCBI's taxonomy places the organism in Eukaryota, Oomycota, Peronosporomycetes, Peronosporales, Peronosporaceae. Gene Ontology annotation, biological process: protein folding; protein peptidyl-prolyl isomerization. The transcript has 4 exons. The record is from RefSeq and is a predicted model, not a curated record. Bases 1 to 549 code for a protein of 182 amino acids. Gene Ontology annotation, molecular function: peptidyl-prolyl cis-trans isomerase activity. Gene Ontology annotation, cellular component: intracellular membrane-bounded organelle.
AUGGACGCGGCGCUGAGCGAGGCCCUGCGGCGGGGCAACCCCGUGGUGUUUUUCGACAUCUCCAUCGGCGGCGCGCCCGUGGGCCGCCUGCGGCUGGAGCUGUUCAAGAAGGACUGCCCGCGCACGUUGGAUGUAAAAAUACUGACGCGUUGCUGCUGGGGCAGGAAAUCGGAGCUGCCCGUGGGCUACAAGGGCUGCAGCUUCCACCGCGUCAUCAAGGACUUUAUGGUGCAGGGCGGAGACUUCCUCAAGGGCGACGGCACGGGCCGGAUCAGCAUCUACGGCGACAAGUUCGAGGACGAAAACUUCAUCCACAAGCACACGGAGGCCGGGCUCCUGUCGAUGGCGAACAGCGGACCGGGCACGAACGGCUGCCAGUUCUUCCUCACGUGCGCGCCGUGCGACUGGCUGGACGGCAAGCACGUGGUCUUCGGCAAGGUGCUGGACCCGGCGUCGCUGCUGCUGCUGCGCAAGAUGGAGAGCGUCCCGGUGGGCCCGAACAGCAAGCCCAAGCUCGGCAUCACGGUCACCGAGUGCGGCGAGCUGUAG